Molecule: messenger RNA, 2633 nt
Organism: Orbicella faveolata
Lineage: Eukaryota; Metazoa; Cnidaria; Anthozoa; Scleractinia; Merulinidae
Product: COP9 signalosome complex subunit 2
Molecular function (GO): protein binding
Source: RefSeq, a predicted model, not a curated record
GUUUUAUGGCUUGUUCUUCAUGCUGAAUGAAUUUGGCUUGUAUCACUAACUGACAACAGAAAAGAACUCCACACUCCAUUUACUUACUGCAGCGUCAUUUCAAGAUGUCGGACAUGGAUGAUGAUUUCAUGUGUGAUGAUGAAGAGGAUUAUGACCUGGAGUACUCGGAGGACAGUGCAUCAGAGCCAGACGUGGAUUUGGAAAACCAAUACUACAACUCCAAAGCUCUGAAGGAAGAUGAUCCUAAUUCAUCAUUACAGAGCUUCCAGAAGGUGUUGGACCUGGAGACAGAAAAGGGGGAAUGGGGUUUUAAGGCUCUGAAACAAAUGAUCAAAAUCAACUUCAAACUAGGUCAUUACGAGGAGAUGAUGACCAGAUAUCAACAGCUACUCACAUACAUAAAGAGUGCCGUCACACGAAACCACUCUGAAAAGUCCAUCAACUCCAUCUUGGAUUACAUCUCGACUUCAAAGCAAAUGGAGCUGCUGCAGAAUUUUUACGAGACAACACUGGAAGCUUUGAAGGAUGCCAAGAAUGACAGGCUGUGGUUUAAGACAAACACAAAGCUGGGAAAGUUGUACUUUGAUCGAGGAGAGUUUACCAAACUAGCAAAGAUCCUAAAACAGCUGCAUCAGUCUUGUCAGACGGACGAUGGUGAGGAUGACCUCAAGAAGGGCACCCAACUUCUGGAAAUUUAUGCUCUCGAGAUACAGAUGUACACUGCACAGAAAAAUAACAAGAAGCUCAAAGCUUUGUAUGAGCAGUCACUUCACAUCAAGUCAGCCAUUCCCCAUCCUCUCAUAAUGGGGGUGAUUAGAGAGUGCGGUGGGAAGAUGCACUUGCGAGAAGGCGACUAUGACCUAGCUCACACUGAUUUCUUUGAAGCUUUCAAGAACUAUGAUGAAUCUGGAAGUGGGAGGCGCACAACAUGCCUAAAGUAUUUGGUAUUGGCCAACAUGCUAAUGAAGUCUGGGAUUAAUCCAUUUGAUUCGCAAGAGGCAAAACCGUACAAAAACGAUCCUGAGAUUCUAGCCAUGACAAAUCUUGUUAGUGCUUAUCAGAAUGAUGACAUUAAUGAAUUUGAAAAGAUUCUCAAAACCAACCGCAAGAACAUUAUGGAUGAUCCAUUCAUAAGGGAACACAUUGAGGAUCUCUUGAGGAACAUCCGGACACAAGUGCUCAUCAAACUGAUCAAGCCGUACACCCGUAUUCAUAUUCCAUUUAUCUCCAAAGAGUUGAAUAUUGAUACAGAAGAGGUGGAAAGCCUCCUUGUGUCGUGCAUUCUUGACAAUACUAUUCACGGCCGCAUCGACCAGGUCAAUCAACUUUUGGAACUGAACAGAACAGGACAGAGUGUUGAAAGAUUCCACGGUCUGGACAGGUGGACCACACAGUUGAAUUCUCUCCACACUACAGUUGUAAACAAAAUAGCUUAAGCUAUGUUUAGAAAAGUACUUGGAUUAGAGAUGUGAGCAAUUAUUGUGUGGAUGUCUUUUUUAACUUAAACCAGGCUACCUGCUGUAAGUGUAGCUAAGAAAGCUCUACACAGUUAGAGCAUGUCUAUUAUAUGUUAUAUCGUAGUAGAUUUUGUUUGCUCAUAUAUUUCCUGUUUACCGUGAUUAUAGAGGGCUGAGUCAUGCUGUGUUUGAUCAUUUUUGUGCAUGACUUCUGUGAUAUUUUCCUUAAAUUAAAGAGAAUAUCAAGAUGAUUGCAGUGCAUCUACAAAAAAAAAUAACGAGCUGGUAAAUUAACUGAAAAGUACAUGCAGCAAAGAUAGCCAAGAUUACAUGUAAGACAAAACAAAAAUGGUGAACUUAAAAAAUCAUGGCUAAUUAUUUUAAGAUCUUGAGACUGCGUGCGGAGUUUGGCUUUGCAUAGGCACUAAAGGUUCUAGUACCCUGGGUCUAGCAGUGAAGAAGGAGAAUUCCAUCAUUCAGUUUGUAGAUCUUUAUAUUUAAGUACAAAAAUGCCUCAUAAUCAAUACAAAAGUUUGCUGUGGAGUUUUUUGAGUACAUUAUGUGGAGUGUUGAUUAUUUUAUGUGGUUGAAAUGCAUUGAUCUUAUCACUGAGGAAGCCACAGCCUGAGAUGUCAGCUGUCUCAUCCUCCUAGGGUUUGUGGUAUUUCCUGCAAUAGAAACUGCUCUGAUACUCCUGUGGGAUAGUCCUGAGAGUACGCAGUCAAUUGUGCAUAGUUUACCAUUGAUUUAAUUUGAUUUUGAAGUUUUCAAAGUUAACCAUGUGCAAAACUAUAAUGAUACGUUUGAAAAGCGAAAAGUUCAAACCAGUGUUUUUUGGCAUAGUCAGACCUGAUAAGGAGUAACCAGUCAUUGUGUAAAGAUCAAUGUUCAGAAUAUGUGUUUGUAUAAAAGAUCACUUCUGUAGGAUUUAAAGUCACAUUGUAAGAUUUAAGGGGCCACAUACAAUGGGCCAAACCAAUGUGGUCAAUUGUGUUAUUUAGAAACCCAUAAUGGGUGAGAUACAUAGUUCAUCUUUGCAGCUUCUGAUUAGUUUCUGGCCGUUGCUUGCUAUCUGGCUGUCUGUUUUCAUUCAGCUGUCACCUUUGUGGUCUUGUUGAAUCCUCAGUUGAACUUGACUUUUCAAAUAAAAAUACAGUUACAAGUUUGUGACAUUAA